Acanthopagrus latus (yellowfin seabream) is the source of this 2435-nucleotide messenger RNA. RefSeq names its product ferredoxin-fold anticodon binding domain containing 1 (gene fdxacb1). Gene Ontology annotation, molecular function: rRNA (uridine-N3-)-methyltransferase activity. Gene Ontology annotation, biological process: rRNA base methylation. The record is from RefSeq and is a predicted model, not a curated record. The transcript is spliced from 5 exons. Gene Ontology annotation, cellular component: cytoplasm. The coding region runs from base 308 to 2254 and encodes 648 amino acids. Lineage: Eukaryota; Metazoa; Chordata; Actinopteri; Spariformes; Sparidae.
UAAUACUGUUCGGCUUUCAUGUGCUUUGACGCCAGAGAGCAGGAGAAGGUCAUCAUUUUUAUUCUACACCACAGCCAAUGUAGUUCCCGUUGUUCAGCCGAGCCGGCAGGAUACGGACAAUACUCGCUAAAAACAUGAAUUACCUACGACCAUUUUAGACCGCGAAGAAGAGGAGGAGGUGGUCACUGUCGCUCCCACGCGUCUUUUCCUCUCGAAUUAAUAGCUGAAACGAGGAGGAAGAUUUCGUGACAAUCUCAGGAAAACAGUGUUUUUUGUGUGUCCCCCCUCGUUUCCAGUUGGACCGGACAUGUCUCCUUCACGGUCCGUGUUGCUGGUGGGAGAAGGGAACUUCUCGUUCUCUGCCUCUUUGAGCCAGUCUGAUACGGAGACCAGAGUGACGGCCACUUGCCUGCAGCGUCAGGAGGAGGCACUGCGGCAUGAGGGUGCAGCCGGUCACAUCCAGACCAUCAAGGACGCAGGCGGAGCGGUGGUUUUUGGGGUGGACUGCAGAAAGCUUGGGGAAUGUGCUUCCCUCCAGGGCCGACUGUUUGACCGUGUGGUGUUCAAUUUCCCUCACUGCGGGAGAAAGAGUGGCGUCAAGAAGAACAGAGAACUGCUCAAAAGGUUCUUCCUCAGUUGCGUUCAGGUGUUGGCUGAAAACGGGGAGGUUCAUGUAUCCCUGUGCAACGGACAGGGCGGGACACCGGUGGACCACCCGCAGCGAGAGUGGCACAACAGCUGGCAGGUGGUUUCCAUGGCAGCAGAGGCCCACCUGAUCCUCACUGAUGUUCAUCCCUUCGAAAGUGAGAAAUUCCAGAGCUACAAGUGCACUGGAUACAGGAGCCAGGAUAAGGGCUUUCAUCUGGAGAAAGCUUUGGUGCAUGUGUUCACUCGCAGCCUCCCCUACACCCCUGCUGAGAUACUUAAAGUGGAGGAGGCUGUUGAAGGGGAGAAGGUCCAGUACAACAUACCAGUCGAGCUCAGUGAUUACAUAUUCAGGGGAUUUCUCCGCUCAGGAUCUGUGCACCCGGUCAGGUUAGUGCAAGAUUUUCUUCUCGAAGGACUGGCGGAGAAGUGGUCGGUCUCCAUGAAGACCGACACCAUUCCCUUGCUCCUCACAGCCAAACAGCUGCAGUCUUGCUGUCAUGACGUGGACAGCACGCACUGCUACUGGAUCCCGCUAGUUCAAAAAGAUCUCAACUCUGACACGCUCGCCUCUACGGACAAAGCAAAAGACGUCUUGAUGUUUCUGGACAGUCGGGGAGGCGCAGACACACCAGACACACCAUGUGUCACCUCAGAGAAAACAGAAAGGGUGAGGAGAAAAGGAACUGAGAGCUUAAAGUCUGCAUGCUCUCUUGAUAUAGAUCCUGAAGGGGAAAGUGGUCUUUAUAUGCUACGGCCAUCACUGCUCCCUCAGAUGGCAGAGCUUUUAACUAAAAAAGGAGAGUUGAUUAUCAAUGCAGAUGGUUGUGGGAAGAAUGAAGGGAAUAAUAAAAGUGUUGAAGCUGAAGGACCUAAAGAUGAGGGUCCUUCUGGCAGCUGUAAUGGUGUUAACAGCUUGUUAUUUGGCAUUAGUGGCGUAGUGUUCAGGAACGUGUCUGUCAACCUCUGGGCUCUGCCGUCCUUUCACGAGCUUGUCCUUAGAGGUGUCUUCCCAUCAGAUUUGGAGCCAAUCAGAUUGCUUGGACAAAGGCUGAAAACGCUGCUGGCUCCCUACGGGGUCUCCCUGGUCACAGAGCAGAGAGGUCUGCGUCUCAUUGCGCAGCCAAUGGGUUUAGUUGGAAGGGUGUUUGCAAGUGUUGCACGCAACAACGUUGGUCACAUCAACAUCACGGUAUCCUUAAAUUUGGACCUCCUCGCCGUGCUCCUGUUCUCAAUCCCCGACUGGCGCCUGCUGUGGUCACAUGACCCUCGCUUUUUAAAACAGUUUGCUCUCCGCCCGUCGCCGGGGAAACCUUUCCACCCAUUCUCCCUGUUCCCCGAGCACAUCAGCUUCGACAUCAGCUUCUGGACAGGGCCGACAUGGGAGGAGAAGAAGUUCCACGCGGUGGUCCGAGAGGCCAGUCAUGGGACCGUGGAGCAAGUGAAACGCAUCGAUGCGUUCUCGCAUCCUGACUUGAGCCAGACCAGUUACUGCUACAGACUCACCUACCACUCACACACACACGCCCUGUCACACACACAAGCCCUCGAGUUUCAUAAAAACCUGGAGUCCUUACUUUCCUCUCAGUUGCAUGUCACAAUCAGGUAGCAACAUCUGAAUUUUAACUUCUAAGUGAAUAAUAAGCAUCUAAUCUGCAAAACUGAACAGUAGUUGAACAGUAGUUUACAACAUUUUAGGCAUUGCUCGCUGUAGUGUGUCUGUUUAAUGUGAUCAAACAUCUGUGUAUUGGUGUGUUUUAAUAAUCAUGCAAUAAACUUGUUCAACGUAC